Messenger RNA from Sinocyclocheilus anshuiensis, 3208 nucleotides. RefSeq names its product selenoprotein I (gene selenoi). The coding region runs from base 108 to 1280 and encodes 390 amino acids. Gene Ontology annotation, cellular component: endoplasmic reticulum membrane; Golgi apparatus. The record is from RefSeq and is a predicted model, not a curated record. Gene Ontology annotation, biological process: phosphatidylethanolamine biosynthetic process. Lineage: Eukaryota; Metazoa; Chordata; Actinopteri; Cypriniformes; Cyprinidae. The transcript has 11 exons. Gene Ontology annotation, molecular function: ethanolaminephosphotransferase activity.
GGCGUCACGCCACUGCACCGCCACCGACCGCACGCGCGCGGCACUGCGGAUACUGUGAGCCGACACGGGUGAAUUUCGGUCCGUCUCAGAGCCGUGCUGCGGUCAUCAUGGCUCUCUACCACUAUGUCACCCAAGAGCAACUCUCAGGUUUUGAUAAAUAUAAGUACAGUGCGGUUGACUCCAACCCCCUCUCUAUCUACGUCAUGCACCCCUUCUGGAACUCAGUGGUGAAGAUCUUGCCCACAUGGCUUGCCCCAAACCUCAUCACAUUUACAGGGUUCAUGUUCCUGGUACUCACCUUCACCUUGUUGUCCUUUUUCGACUUUGACUUUUAUGCCUCAGGGGAAGGCCGUACACAUGUGCCAAGUUGGGUGUGGAUAGCUGCUGGUCUGUUCAACUUUCUGGCCUAUACCUUAGAUGGUGUGGAUGGCAAACAGGCUCGGAGAACAAACUCCAGCACUCCACUGGGUGAGCUGUUCGACCACGGCCUGGACAGCUGGGCAUGUGUCUGGGCAUGUGUGUUCUUCGUCGCUACAGUGUACUCUGUCUUCGGACGGGGUGAGACAGGCGUGGGAGUGGUGACGCUGUAUUAUCUGUUAUGGGUUGUCCUGUUUUCCUUCAUACUGUCUCACUGGGAGAAGUACAACACUGGGAUUUUGUUCCUACCCUGGGGCUACGACAUCAGUCAAGUGACUAUCUCUGUCGUGUACAUAAUAACAGCGGUGGUUGGUGUGGAAACAUGGUACAAACCUGCUAUUGGGAAUGUUCAAUACAGAGAUCUGUUCACUGUUAUGAUUGUUGGUUGUUUAUUUGUUGUAACAUUGCCAAUGAGCCUCUACAAUGUCUUUAAGGCAUACCGUAAGAACACCCUGAAGCACAGUUCGGUGUAUGAGGCCUUGUUGCCGUUUUUCUCUCCCGUCCUCUUGUUUGUGCUGUCUACACUGUGGAUCAGUCUCUCUCCUACAGACAUCAUCGAGAAGCAACCCAGAAUCUUUUAUCUCAUGGUGGGAACAGCCUUCUCCAAUGUUACUUGCAAGCUCAUUGUAUGCCAGAUGAGUAAUACUCGAUGUAAGCCACUGAGUUUGUUGUUGUUGCCGAUGACAGCUGUGGUGUUGCUAGUGAUAUCUGGGGUUGUACAGCACGGUGAAAUUACUGUCCUUUACAUAUGGACUGCCAUAGUCAUCCUCACUCACAUACACUAUGGAGUAUCAGUUGUGAAGCAGCUGAGUGAUCAUUUUAACAUAUAUGCUUUCUCACUAAAGAAGCCCAAUUCGGACUGACAGGACGAGGAGAAAAUCGGCCUGAAGGCUGCUGAGGUUUAAGCUAUCUCAGCAUGCUCUUCAGCUAGCCGACUCUCACCAAUCACCAAGGAGACACAGUUAACAACAGGAAACCAAAUUGUACUGACCAAAUGCGCCGCCUUAUUCUGAGGAUGCUGCUCAAUCAACAAACGAAUGGAGCUGCACCCCAGGGCCCACUGAUCCCUGAGGUGGAGCUGUGCCAUGGGGCUCACAGAGCCCUGAGGCAGAGCUGCACCACAGGGCCCACUGUGCCCAGAGGUGGAGCUGCGCCAUAGGACAUAUUGGGCUCGGACACGAAAUUACACCAUGGGACUCAAUAUCUCAGAAUAACAGGACCCACUGAGCCCAGGACCUACAGUGCCUCAACUUGCAGCUGUGUAACAGAGCCCAUUCCUCCCAGAAAGAGCUGUAUUGUGUUGCUCGCUCCGAGCCGAGGCUGUUUGGUUGCCUGGUAUCCGUGAAGUUGGGGAUUUUGCUUGUUUCCUAAGGAAAUGUGCUUUUCAGCUGAGAUACUAGGAGCCUUGAACGGUUAAUCUCACUUACAUGCUCUCAGAUGAGUCACACACAAACCACAUGAUGAACACACACAGAAUGUGCUGAAUGUCUUUAUCUUAUUUGAUUUGAAGAUUUUAUUAACAUUUAAUUUUGGCCUCAAUUGCUCAAUUUGGGGAAAAUAUGUCUCUUCUUUUUAAAUGAGAAGCAUUAUUUAAUUAUGUUUCUAUGAUGGACAAUAUAAGCGGAUUGUGAAAGUCUAAUUUUCGGUUAAUAUGAAACUUAUAUGUAUGAGGGAACAGGGAUGUUAGAUGCUUAUUUAAAUCUAUGGUGAUUUUGCUGAUCUCUACAACUAUACAAAUUUUAAUAUUGACAUAAGACAAAUUUAAACAACCACAGCUAGUUAUCUAUAAUAUCACACACAGCUCAAACCACAACCUCAUUUAACCAAUUGAAUUUGUAUUACUACUGCAACUGGGAUAUUUGUUUUUGUUUCCUUUUUACAUUGGUGAUGGUGUAUCUGCGUGCCGAUUUUCAGAUUUUUUCCAGUUCUUUUUUUGUUUGCUUCACUAGUUGGCUUUUAUUGAGUUUAUUUGUGCUUGAAUGAAGAGUGCACUUCAAACCCUGACCAGGAGAGGGUGCACUUGGAGUGAGCGAGUCAAACCUCGCUCCGUCUAUAAACACGAUAAAAGCACUAGUCUGUGUGUCACCAACAUGUCCGUUAAACCUGAAAACUGCAGGUGUCAUGGCCUGCGUGAAGCUCAUUCCAGCAUUUAGUCUGUUUUUUUCUUCUCUCGUUUUCCUUUGUUUUGUCUACAUAUCUUAUUUUCGGUUUGGUGGACUGAGGGCUUAUAUACCGGUAAUAGGAUUUUUUUUUUGUACUUUAACUGGUUGUCCGAAGUGUGUGAUUUGAAUGUGUGUGUAAAUAUAGGGAUGCGUGUGUGAAUGUGUACUGUAUGUAUAUAUCCGUGUAUGUGUUUUACUCUUAUACACUCACUUUGGAAACCUCAUGCCUCCAUAUAUUCUGUUUCUCUGAGAUGAGUCGGUCAGUGAAAACCGCUUAUCCAUGUUGUUAUAACAUUGUAUUGUUGUUCAUCGUGCUUUUUUUAUCUCCAUAAUAUAAUGAUACAUAUUUCUUAUCCUUCAAAUACCUUUGUUUUACAUGAAUCGAGAAAUGACAUGGAUAAAGAAUUUACAUAGGCUACUACAAAUGACAACUGUUAUAUCUCAAGUAAAUUCUUUAUUUGUUAUGUCAAUAUCUAAUUACUGUCCAGUACACUUUUGCAAUAUAUUACUUGUUAAAGAAUGGUAAUGACACUCAUCCCUAAGGGCACUCCUGCAAAAUUUAGAUUAGAAAGAUUUUAGCCAGCAGGUGGCGCUUUUUUCUUUGUGUGCAAUAGAACUUUAUCUUUUUU